This is a messenger RNA of Zea mays, 2295 nucleotides long. Its product is annotated as RING/U-box superfamily protein. Gene Ontology annotation, molecular function: zinc ion binding. NCBI's taxonomy places the organism in Eukaryota, Viridiplantae, Streptophyta, Magnoliopsida, Poales, Poaceae. Bases 576 to 1820 code for a protein of 414 amino acids. The transcript has 5 exons. The record is from RefSeq and is a predicted model, not a curated record.
UUCUUCUUGCUAGAAGCGAGGUGUCAGCCACGCCCUCCUAACACGCAUACGCCAGGUCCAUGGGACCACUCUCACUCAUACUCCCUCGUCCCUCCGUGCCAAAACGAAAGGGACCGCUGCUCUGCUCUGCCUGCCUCCCCUUCAUCCUCCACUUCUUCCUCUUGGUCUGGUUCGGGCAGAGCAUCCGCACCUGCUCGGCCGAUUACCCCGGCGUUUUCUGUUCCCUUUCACCCCGCGUGCGGGCGCUAUCCUUCCCGUGGCGACGUCUGGGUGACCGCUGCCGCAGCCCUACACUAGGUUCCUAGGUAUUCGCCGGGCCCUUCCCCGGCGACGAGCACCCACCAUCUUAGGCUACCUCUGUGGGGAUCUUCUGUGAAGCAAGAGAAGUUACCUAGCACACAACUCAAAGUUCAGUAGAUUAUUGAGGAUCAACAUUUCAGCCAUCUGUAUGUUAGUUAAUAUGAUGGCCGAUGGUAACAUCUGGUUAGAAAGAUAGAAACUCAUUAUUGCGCUACAUAUGGUAGUGCCCAUUCGACAUAAGAACUAAGCUGGACAUUGGUAGAUCCAAGUUAUUAAUGGCGCACACUUCCUGUGAUGGUGUACAUCAUGUUAUAAGUGUAGCACAUGGGGAAACUGCAUCAACAUCAACCAGUCAUCAAGAUAUGUGCAGUGACUCGGAUGAACCACAUCAGGAAGAUAGGCUAUCAACAAGCACACAAACCCUGUCAUCAGAGUCUUCGCCAUCAAUAUCACCAACUGCUUAUAGCACCAGAAAUUUAUCUUUUCCUAGAAGAGAUAGUAUAUAUGGUCAUGGAAGAAGUCCAUGGAAUUCUGGUUUAUGGAUCUCGUUUGAAAUUGUCAUGUACAUUGCUCAGGUUGUAGCUGCUAUUGUCAUCCUCAUCUUUUCAAGACAUGAACAUCCCCAUGCUCCUUUGUUCGCAUGGAUAAUUGGAUAUACACUUGGCUGCAUUGCUAGUCUUCCUCUUAUUUAUUGGCGGUAUGUUCAUCGAAACAGACAUUUGGAUCAAGAACCUCAGCAGCCACCUACAACAUAUCCUACUUUGACUCCUUCUCAGUCAUCAGAAGGACGCAACCAUCGUACCAGUGGUAUUGUUUUGCAUCUUGGAUGUAUCUCAAUUUCUUGCCCAAGGCUUAGUGUGCUGGCUUAUCACUUCAAGACAGGUGUUGACUGUUUCUUUGCUGUAUGGUUUGUUGUUGGCAAUGUGUGGAUUUUUGGUGGGCGCAGUAUUUCAUCAGAUGCUCAGGACGCUCCCAAUAUGUACAGGUUGUGUUUGGCAUUCCUUGCGCUUAGUUGUGUUGGAUAUGCCAUUCCUUUUAUAAUGUGUGCAGCAAUAUGCUGCUGCUUUCCAUGCUUGAUUUCUGUUUUGCGUCUUCAAGAAGAUUUGGGUCAAAAUAGAGGAGCUACUCAAGAGCUAAUAGAUGCAUUGCCAACCUACAAAUUCAAACCAAAACGUGUCAAAAACUGGGGGAUUGACCAUGCUUCAAGCUCAGAGCAUCUUGAUGAGGGUGGCAUUCUUGGCCCAGGAACUAAGAAGGAAAGAGUUGUUUCAGCUGAAGAUGCUGUGUGCUGCAUCUGUCUUACGAAGUAUGGAGAUGAUGAUGAGCUUCGUGAGCUUCCUUGCACACACUUCUUUCAUGUUCAAUGUGUAGAUAAAUGGCUUAAGAUAAAUGCGGUGUGCCCACUCUGCAAAACAGAGAUUGGGGGUGUGGUUCGAUCUUUCUUUGGCUUGCCAUUUGGCCGCCGCCGUGUCGAUAGGAUAGCGGCAAGAGGUGUAGCUAGCUCAAGAUUCAGUGUAUAGAACAAUGCUGUUUUUCCGCAUAAAGAGCUCUGCUCUGUUGCAAUGGUUUGAUUGAUUGUCAAGGAAAGCGCUGUGUGCAUGACUUGAAGACAAUGACACCUGGUGGGAGACCUGAUGCUUGUAGGGGCAAAUUUCUAAGAAAUGUAACGGACUGAAGGUGCUGCUAUACUCUGAUGAACAUUUUUUUUCCAAGUAUGUAAAUAAGGAACACGAAGUUCGCUUGCCAGGUAUAAUGCAACUUUGCAAGCAACUUCACAGGUGCUCUAGCAUCGGCCUUGGUGUUCUUUCCUUCCUUCUGGUUCUGUGAUUCUCUUCAUAACGGCAAUGCACUGCAUGCAUUGUAAGGCUGUCUUCAGUAGCUUACUCAUUCUAGUUUCUAUCAUCAUAUAUUCUAUUUUAAACUUCACCUUGUAAACAGUGUAAUUUAUAAUAUAAAAUAGUUAUUUAUAAUAUAAAAUGGUGUUUUAUGCGAUCA